Pyricularia pennisetigena is the source of this 2541-nucleotide messenger RNA. RefSeq lists its product as uncharacterized. The coding region runs from base 1 to 2541 and encodes 846 amino acids. NCBI's taxonomy places the organism in Eukaryota, Fungi, Ascomycota, Sordariomycetes, Magnaporthales, Pyriculariaceae. The record is from RefSeq and is a predicted model, not a curated record. The transcript has a single exon.
AUGCUUCCCACAACGAUACUAGCCAUAGGCCUCCCGGCCCUGGCUUAUGCUCACCCCACAGCUUUAGACGCCGAACCUGCCGCAUCAAUAGAGCGCAGGUUCAAGCCCCUAUCGACCGAAUCAAGCUUUGAACUCAAGCCCGAAGACCUCGUCAAGCUCAAUGUUUGCAAAGACAAUCAAGGAAAGCUCAAGUGCGAGGAGAGGAAAACCGGACUUCUAACCACGCCAACCAUUUCUAUGAUCAGCAAACCUCAAAGUUUGCAGCCCAAAGAAGAAAGGCUUCGCUGCACUUAUACUGACAAGGACUCCAAGAAGGAAGAGAAGAAAUGGGUCGAGGGUGACGAUGGCAAGUGUACUAACGACAAGGAAGUCAUAACCAAGGACACAUGCACCAAGGACAAGGGUAAACUUGUUUGCGAAGAGAAGGCGCCCCAAUCGCUCAGCUUCUUCAACCGGAUUCCCAUUGCCUUUUCCAUGUCUAUUUGGAGCCCCACAAUCGCUCCCAAGCCCACCCAUGGCCUGGUCUGCGUGGUAGAUAAGGGGCAGGAGGCCGCCAAAAAUGCGACCACUUUUAGGUUGAUCGUCAAUGAGCAGGCCACAUGCAUUCCCGAGAAGAAGCCUCUGCCCGAGAUCACCAAGGCCGAGUGCGAAGCCGCAAAGGGCAAGCAGACCUGCAUCAUGGAACGGGGGAGUGUUCUCCCGGGAUCCAAAGAGGCACCGCCCCCAGCAACCCACCGCUGGAAGUGCAGCGUGCCCGGCAAGGACGGGGCCAAGGCCGAGGACAAGAUGAUCAAGGGCGACGAGGGCAAGUGUGAGAUGAAGGACAUGCUCGUCAACGGCGUGAAGCCAGACAUUUCGCUCAAGGAAUGCAAGGACCGCAACGGAACCGCACCCUGCCUGCCCGAGAACCAGGUCUUCCGCUGGACGCUCAAGUACGAGAGGAACAAGUGCAACAUUCCUCCGACCAAGGUCAACGGCACCGACGGAGAGAUUCGUAACAUCAAGUUUAGCGAGCGCAAGUGUACAUACGAGGAUGCGAAGAAGGACAUCGACGCCAUGGAGGCCGAGGCCAAGAAGAAAGCUGCCAACGCGCCGGGAGUGAACCCCAAGAACCAGACCGCCACCGCCACCGCCACCGCCGAAAUGACCAAGAAGGAGUGCCAGGAUGUCAUGGGCGCCAUGACCUGCACCAAGAAGGGUGAAGCUCUCACCUGGCGCUGCAAGAUUGCCUACUUUGGCGGCAAGCCCAUCGAGGAGAAGUGGAUCAAGGGUGAUGAGGGCAAAUGCACAGAAGCAGACACCAAGAAGGAUGCCGCUAAAAAGGAGGAGCCCAAGAAGGAGGAGCCCAAAAAGCCCGAGAACAAUGGCACUAGCUCUACUGCGACCUUCACCACCUCUGCCACGGCACCUACCCCCACUCCCACCCCCACCGGCCCUGCCACUGUAACUCGCCGUGCCAUCAACCCCAGCCUCGCCGGUCCUCCCAUGGGCCGCCUUGGAUCCAACGUUAAUGAUGACAUGGCCAAGCCUAUUCCUCUGUCGAUGCCAUCAAUCGACAUCGCCGCAGAUUUGCCAGGUCCUUCCAAGUCCAGCAAGCUCGAGGACAAGAUUCUUCCUGGAAUUGAUGUCAUGCCUGGUGAUGAUGAUGUCCCUUUCAUUUUGCCUCUCUCUGGUGACGUUCAAAAGCACAACAACAUUAUGGAUAAGUCCGGACCGGCCGGCCUCGAGGACGACAAGACGGUCAAGAUCGCCAUUCCCAAGGGCGACCCUGGAAAGCAGGGACCCAAGGGCGAGCGCGGCCCGCCCGGACCCAAAGGCAAGGAUGGCAUGCCCGGGCCCAAAGGCAAGGACGGCAUGCCCGGGCCCAUGGGUCCCACUGGAAAGGCUGGAAAGGAUGGCGAGAACGCGCCCAUCCUGAUCAUUAGCACUGAGAUCGAGAAGCCCAAGGACGUGAAGAAGAAGAAGGGCGGACGCAAGCCGCUCUGGAUCACUCGUUCCGAGUGCAAGGCCCAAGAGGGGUUCGAGACGUGCAAGAAGGGCAAGAAGAUCUGCCGCAUCUCCAACGGCAGCGAGCUUUCUGAGCCUCGCCUGGGCGGCUCCUGCGACAGCGCCGACGCCGACGACCACCACGUCGAGCUGUUCGAGGGCAUGUCCCGCCGCGCCAUGGCCAAGAUGCUGGCCAAGCUGCUGAAGAAGGAGCUGACGGGCAGUGGUGUCGGCAAGAAGGGCGGCAGCGGCAAGUCUCGCCGCGGCGGCAAGACGUUUAAGAACAAGAUGCAGAAGAAGCUCGGCGGUGGGCACAAGUUCCUCGGCGGCGGGCACAAGUUCCACGACGGCAAGACCAAGAAAUCGGACUGGGUCUACAAGCAAUCCGCCGUCGACGACUGCGACAAGCUCGACGGCACGACGGGCUGCCUCGACGGGCGCGUCACCUGCAUGUUCAAGGGCCGCAACAACAAGCCCCACAUCAGGAAGUACCAAGACACGUGCGAGUGGCGCCUCCGUAACGACAGCUGGAGGAGCAAGCACCAAGUCGAGUGA